This is a messenger RNA of Lemur catta (Ring-tailed lemur), 2227 nucleotides long. It is a transcript of the gene ZBTB3, whose product is annotated as zinc finger and BTB domain containing 3. The record is from RefSeq and is a predicted model, not a curated record. Gene Ontology annotation, molecular function: RNA polymerase II cis-regulatory region sequence-specific DNA binding; DNA-binding transcription factor activity, RNA polymerase II-specific; protein binding. Gene Ontology annotation, cellular component: nucleus. NCBI's taxonomy places the organism in Eukaryota, Metazoa, Chordata, Mammalia, Primates, Lemuridae. Bases 75 to 1619 code for a protein of 514 amino acids. Gene Ontology annotation, biological process: regulation of transcription by RNA polymerase II. The transcript has 2 exons.
GUUCGCCCAGUGGCUGCUCGGUGGGAGCCACUAGUGGAGACCUCUUUUGGGCCCCCUUUCCUUCGUGGGGUGCUAUGGAGUUCCCAGAACACAGUCAGCAGCUGCUGCAGAGCCUCCGGGAGCAGCGGUCCCAGGGUUUCCUUUGUGACUGCACCGUGAUGGUGGGUAGCACCCAGUUCUUGGCCCAUCGGGCUGUGCUGGCCUCCUGCAGCCCAUUCUUCCAGCUUUUCUACAAGGAGCGGGAAUUGGACAAGAAGGAUCUGGUGUGUAUUCACAAUGAGAUUGUCACGGCCCCAGCCUUCGGGCUGCUUCUGGACUUUAUGUAUGCUGGCCAGCUGGCCCUUAGGGAGGAUACCCCUGUGGAGGAUGUGCUGGCCGCUGCCAGCUACUUACACAUGAAUGACAUCGUCAAGGUGUGUAAGCGGCGGCUGCAAGCCCGGGCCCUGGCAGAGGCGGACAGUACCAAGAAGGAGGAAGAAACCAAUUCACAGCCCCCUAGUUUGGAGUUUUUGUCCAACACUUCCCGUGGCCCCCAGUCUUCAUUGGCAUCCACUGAGACAUCGGGCCAUUGGGGCAAAGGGGAAUGGAAAGGUCUGGCUGCUCCCUCACCUACUGUCCGUCCUCCAGAUGAGCCACCAGUGUCCGGUGGGGCUGACACUACACAGCCUGGCAUGGAGGUUGACUCACCACAUCUACGGGCUCCUCCCCCACCAGUGACUGAUGUCUCUCUUGCCAGCCCCAGUAGCUCCACAGAGACCAUUCCUGCAAACUACUUUUCUUCUGGCCUCCCAACAGUUUCGUUAGAGCCCCUGACUCCUCUUGACGUGGGUCCUGAGAGUCUGAGGGUGGUGGAACCGAGGGAUCCUGGAGGACCACUGCAAGGCUUCUAUUCCCCAGCUUCAGCUCCAGCCCCAGCCCCGGUUUCAGUCUCAGCCCCAGCUGAGGCUGAGCUGGUCCAGGUGAAAGUAGAAGCUAUUGUGAUCUCUGAUGAGGAGACUGAUGUGUCAGAUGAACAGCCUCAGGGUCCUGAGGGACUGUUCCCACCUGGGAGAGCAGUGUAUGGGGGACAACCCACCCAGCCAGAGGCUUUUGAGGAGUCAGGGGCAGCAGGACUGGAGGAGGUGGGGCCAAGUGACCACUUCCUGCCUCCAGACCCUCAUCUACCCUACCAUCUACUGCCAGGUCCAGGGCAGUAUCAUCGAGGACUGGUGACCUCGCCCCUGCCUGCACCCCCAACCCUGCAUGAGCCACUUUAUCUGCCUUCUGAGUAUGAAGCAGCCCCAGGAAGCUUUGGGGUUUUUACUGAGGAUGUUCCCACCUGCAAGACAUGUGGGAAGACCUUCUCAUGCUCUUACACACUACGGCGACACGCCACAGUGCACACACGUGAGCGACCCUAUGAGUGCCGCUACUGCCUGCGCAGCUACACACAGUCAGGGGACCUCUACCGCCACAUCCGCAAGGCUCACAAUGAGGACCUGGCCAAACGCAGCAAACCAGAUCCAGAGGCUGGCCACCUUUUAGGGGUGCAGCCCCACCCUGGCUCCCCAACAGCAGACAGACAGAGCAGCAGCGGCGGAGGACCACCUAAAGAUUUUGUACUUGGGCCCAAAAGCUAACUUCUAGGGGAGCAUGAGCUGAUGCUAGACCUGCUCUUGCCAUCCUUAGAUGGCAGCACAGAAGGUUGGAGGCAUCGCAUCAAUCUUUCUGGGCAACAGAAUGAAGGUUUUGCCCAGGGCAAAGAUUCCCACCCUUUUCUUUGCCCAGCCAGAUAAGCAGGACUUUAUGGGACAUAGCAUAUCAAUUAGCUCUCUCCAAGGGUAUUGGGAAUUUUCCUGAGGUGUAAUUGCUUCUUGCUCCGCAUUCUGGAAUAUAAAGCUAGCAGUGAACCUAUCUCUUUGAACUGGUGUUGGCUGGUUUCUUCCAAAAACCUGCAUGCCUUCAUACCUAUCCUGUUCUUUUAGGAAUCUGACAUCUGUAUUUGGGGUAGGGGUGGGGGUCAGAUUGCUUAUGAGGAAAAAGUGACAUAGGCAGAGGGCAACGUAGCCUUUACUUAGGAAAAGUAUACAAAUUAGGGAAUCUUAAACAAUUAUGGUUUAUUAUUGUAGUUGAGCUCCCGUGUUCUGGGAUGUAUUGGGUACUUCAUAUACUCAUUUAACUCUCAACAACUUUAUGAGGAAAAAGUGACAUAGGCAGAGGGCAACGUAGCCUUUACUUAGGAAAAGUA